Sinocyclocheilus grahami is the source of this 2509-nucleotide messenger RNA. RefSeq names its product potassium voltage-gated channel subfamily H member 2-like. Gene Ontology annotation, biological process: regulation of heart rate by cardiac conduction; regulation of ventricular cardiac muscle cell membrane repolarization; potassium ion transmembrane transport. The record is from RefSeq and is a predicted model, not a curated record. Gene Ontology annotation, molecular function: inward rectifier potassium channel activity. The coding region runs from base 1 to 2409 and encodes 802 amino acids. NCBI's taxonomy places the organism in Eukaryota, Metazoa, Chordata, Actinopteri, Cypriniformes, Cyprinidae. The transcript is spliced from 10 exons. Gene Ontology annotation, cellular component: plasma membrane.
AUGCCAGAUGAUAAACUGCACGACCCACAGGAUCUCAAUCAUAAGCUGCCUCUGCUGUGGCGCCAUUCAACAAACAGAAGAUUUUCAGCAACCUUUCUUUAUGCAGGUGCCAUGAACAACAAGUUCAGCAUCCUGAACUCUACCUCUGAUUCGGAUCUGAUGCGUUACCGCGCCAUCAGUAAAAUCCCACAGAUCACGCUCAACUUUGUGGACUUUAAACCGGACCCUCUCAUCUCCCUCCCGGCCGGAGAAAUGGACAUCAUCGCACCUUGCAAACUCAUCGACCGCACGCACAACGUCACUGACAAAGUCACUCAGGUGCUGUCGCUGGGCGCUGACGUUCUGCCGGAGUACAAGCUCCAGACGCCGCGCAUCCACAGGUGGACAGUGCUGCACUACAGCCCGUUCAAGGCGGUGUGGGACUGGCUGAUCCUGCUGCUGGUGAUCUACACGGCCAUCCUCACGCCGUACUCCGCCGCCUUCCUGCUCGACGGAGACGAGGACAGCUCCGGGCAGAACUGCAGCUACUCCUGCAGCCCGCUCAACGUGGUGGACCUCAUGGUGGACAUCAUGUUCAUCAUCGACAUCAUCAUCAACUUCCGCACCACCUACGUCAACGCCAACGACGAGGUGGUCAGCCACCCGCUGCGCAUCGCCGUGCAUUACUUCAAAGGCUGGUUCCUCAUCGACAUGGUGGCCGCCAUUCCCUUCGACCUGCUCAUAGACCGCACCGGGGAGGAGAUGAGUACAGAGCCAACUCAACAGACCACCCUCAUCGGCCUGCUCAAGACGGCGCGUCUUUUACGUCUCGUCCGCGUGGCGCGUAAACUGGACCGUUACUCUGAGUACGGCGCGGCCGUCCUCUUUCUGCUGAUGUGCACGUUCGCUCUGAUCGCUCAUUGGCUGGCCUGUAUCUGGUUCGCCAUCGGGAACGUGGAGCAGAACCGCUCCAUCGGCUGGCUGCAUGCGCUCGGCGUGGAUCUGGGCAAACCACACAACAGCAGCAUCAGGGGAUCGGGACCCAGCAUCAAGGACAAAUACGUGACCGCUUUAUACUUCACCUUCAGCAGCCUGACCAGCGUGGGCUUCGGGAACGUGUCGCCCAACACCAACUCCGAGAAGAUCUUCUCCAUCUGUGUCAUGCUGAUUGGAUCGCUCAUGUACGCCAGUAUCUUCGGGAACGUGUCAGCCAUCAUCCAGCGGCUGUACUCCGGAACGGCUCGUUAUCACACUCAGAUGCUGCGGGUGAGAGAGUUCAUCCGCUUCCAUCAGAUUCCCAACCCGCUGCGCCAGAGACUGGAGGAAUAUUUCCAGCACGCCUGGUCCUACACCAACGGCAUCGACAUGAACGCCGUGACACGUUUCCCAGAGUGUCUGCAGGCCGAUAUCUGUCUGCAUCUGAACCGGACUCUCCUGCAGAACUGUAAAGCGUUCAAGGGCUCUAGUAAAGGGUGUCUGCGAGCGCUGGCCAUGAAGUUCAAGACCACACACGCCCCGCCGGGAGACACGCUGGUGCACGCCGGAGACGUCCUGACCGCGAUCUACUUCAUCUCCCGCGGCUCCAUCGAGAUCUUACGUGGAGAUGUAGUGGUGGCCAUCUUAGGGAAGAAUGAUAUAUUCGGUGAGCCCAUCAACCUGUACGCACGGCCCGGGAAAUCUAACGCAGACGUGAGGGCGCUGACGUACUGCGACCUGCACAAGAUCCACAGAGACGACGUGCUGGAGGUGCUGGACAUGUACCCGGAGUUCACCGACCACUUCUGGAGCAACCUGGAGAUCACCUUCAACCUCAGAGACACGAACAUGAUUCCCGGAUCCCCCAGCAGCGAGGAUUCAGACUGCGCCGGCUUCAACAAACUGCGGAGGAGAAAGCUUUCAUUCCGACGACGGACAGAAAAAGACGAUGCAGAUGCUGGAGAGAUCAAGAAGAAUCAGAAGCCCAUCCGGAGAGGCAGAAAGCAAGCAGCCAGUAACCAGAACGAGCUCAAACCGGGGUGGGAGGAGCCUCGGAAUUCUAUCUCCUCCCACUCCAGUGGUGAUGAGGGGGAGGAGCCUGUGCACACAUGCCCCACCCCUCUCACCACGCUCAUGGAUGUGACUGAAGGAGAGGGCGAUCCCAAAAUAGGAAACACAUGCAACGCCCUAUCAGGUGCAUUCUCAGGUGUGUCUAAUAUCUUCAGUUUUUGGGGUGACAGUCGGGGGAGGCAGUAUCAGGAGGUGCCCCGCUGCAAUCUCCCGUCGCCCUCGCCGUAUCCCAGCAUGCCCCUGCGCAGCAUCAGCCGCCUGCAGCGCAGCCAGAUGGAGAGCAGACUGGAGCUGCUGCAGAAACAGCUCAACAGGUCUCAGAGCCCACUGCAGUCAGACCACCUGUGUACACUAAACAGCUGUCCGAAUGAACCGACUCACUAAACCAGAUUCAGAUACACUUUGAAUGGAGUUGCAUUAACAGCCCGACAGCGCCUCCUAUUAUUAUUGAAAUGAAUUGCAUUGCAGAUCUAACAGUGCACUU